AUGGCCCCCAUCGCUAAGACCGUCUGUGUGGCCCUCGCGGUUUUCGCCCUCGCCUCUGUCGGCGUUCAGCCUGCUGGUGCUCAUCAGCUUAACUCCCGACACGCUGCUGCUGGCGGCAACGUGUACCACAACCUCCACUCCCACUCUCGUCGCAUGCAACGCAAGGUGCGACGUGAUGAUUCCUUCUCCAUUUCCGGCGCAGGUAGUCUGGCCGCUUCUGCUUCUAACGGAGAUGGUUCCUCGUCCGCGUCCAUCUCUGGUUCAGGCUCUAUCAGUGGCUCCACCUCCAAUGAUGGCAGCUCCUCCCAGUCCAAUUCGUCCGCCAAAUCUAGCAGCAUUUCCGACAGCGACCCCGGCAGUCAGAGCAGCAGCCAGUCUUCCGCUCAGUCCAGCAGCAACAGCGACAGUGAAUCCGACUCGGACUCCAACUCCGGCUCCCACGCCAGUGCCCAGUCCAGUGCCCAGUCCAGCGCUCAGUCUAGUGCUCAGUCCAGCGCUCAAUCUAGUGCCCAGUCCAGCUCCCAGUCCAGUGCUGAGUCAAGCGACCAUGCGAGCUCGAGCUCCCAAGCUAGCUCCCACUCUGACUCGCACUCCAGCUCCAAUGCUAGUUCGGGCUCGCAGAGCGACGCCAGCUCCAACGGCUCGAACUCGCAGAACGAGGGGUCCAGCAAAGUCUCGGGCUCCGACUCGUCCUCAGCCAGCCCAACCUCGACAACCUCGGUCUCCGCCUCCAACUCGUUGGCUGCCUCAAGCACUCCGUGCACCGACAGCAAGGCCGGCGCACAGGCUCAGGCAACUAGCGGCUCUUCCAGCAGUACCCAUUCGGGAACUCACUCUGCCACCGCAUCGAACUCAUCGACCGCCUCUAGCACUCACUCUGCCACCUCAUCGAGCGCAUCGACCGCCUCUAGCACUCACUCUGCCACCUCAUCGAGCGCAUCGACCGCCUCUAGCACUCACUCUGCCACCUCAUCGAGCGCCCGCACUGGCAGCGCCUCAGCCACGAGCACCAACUCGGCCGCUGCUGCUGCUGCGACCGCUUCAAGCGACGAUGCUUCUACCGCAACGGCUGCAGAGGUCGACACGGAUGCUGAUGCAAACGGCAGCUCAUCGUCUAAUGCUGACGGAAACGACGACGAGGACUGUGAUGAUGGUGACGAGGACGAGGAUGAGGACGAGAACGAGAACGAUGAGGAGGUUACGGCCACCUCGACGUCCGGCUCAUCUUCCAACUCGAAUGCCGCGUCCGGGUCUAACUCGGCUGUUGUGUCGUCUUCCAACUCGUCUGGUGCAAGCUCCGCCUCGAACACGGGCUCCAAUGGGGGCUCAAACAAGGGUUCUACCGGCGGUUCCAAGUCGGCCUCGUCUUCGGGUGCGGAUGUGUCGAGCAACAGCUCGGGCAGCGCUUCCAAUGCCGGUGCUGGUCCUGUCAGCGCUUCAUCUUCCUCGGCGAGCUCUGGCUCGUCGUCCUACGGCGGCUCGUCCGACAGCGGUGAUGACGAUGAUGACUGUGAUGACGGCGAGACAGACGAUGCCAAUGACGACGAGGACUGCGAUGACGAUGACGGUGAAUCUGUGAAUGCCGCCGAUGAUGACGACGACUGUGAUGAGGACGCUGGUAGCGCUUCUUCGUCCAAUGCUUCAGCAGCAGCUGCCUCAUCAGCUUCGUCCGGAUCGUCGGCUGCCAGCAACCAGCAGCAGGAGCCUCAGCAAGCAGUCGCCACCCCAGCUUCUUCGAGCUCUGCUGCUCCCACAUCCACUUCCCAUGCCGCAGCCUCCUCGUCCUCUGCCACGUCUUCUGCUUCAUCGUCUUCUUCGUCGUCGGCCUCGAGGGCCGCUUCUUCUGCUGCUGCUUCGUCAUCUGCAUCGUCCUCCGCCUCAUCGUCAGCCAGCAGCCUCGCAAACGCCAUCACCGGUGGCUUUGCGACCUUCUUCUACCAGGGGGGCAAUGCUGGUGCAUGUGGCAAAGUCAACGCAGACUCGUCAAAGGUGGCAGCCUUGCAGACCUCGAUGUACGCCAACGGUGCCAACUGUGGCAAGCAAAUCAAGAUCUACCGCGCCGAUGAUCCCAGCAAGAGUGUGCUCGUUACCGUCGCCGAUGAGUGCCCCACUUGCGAGAACAAGCAGUCGAUCGACCUGUCUGUCGGAGCCUUCACGGCUAUCGCCUCUGAGGCCGAGGGCAUGGUCUCGAUCAAGUGGGACUGGGCUUAG
Messenger RNA from Mycosarcoma maydis (corn smut), 2211 nucleotides. RefSeq lists its product as uncharacterized. The coding region runs from base 1 to 2211 and encodes 736 amino acids. The transcript has a single exon. Lineage: Eukaryota; Fungi; Basidiomycota; Ustilaginomycetes; Ustilaginales. The record is from RefSeq and is a predicted model, not a curated record.